AUGGACGCGGAUCUCGCCAAAUCGCUCGGCCUUUCGCUACAAAAAUGCACGCCAGUGCCGGUAGCCGGAAUUGGAUCACGCCAUUUGUCAUCUGCCUUCGUCUCCUUCGACGUAUUUUUUAGAGGCGUCGAUAACGUCGCUCGCAUUCCGAUCGAGGCACAUCUUGUCGAGAACCUUAAGGCGAAAUUGCUCAUCGGAAUGGACAUCAUGGGCCACGAAGGCUUUCGUCUGGAUUUCGACGCUAAGACAGUCAAGAUUCCAUCCUGUAUGGGGUUGGAAGUCCCAGUCUCCCUUCAUUCUAAACCACAUCACGCAGCGCAGCGUGCAGUCUUCGGCAAGUUGCUAUCAAGCCGGACGGUGACUCUACUCGAUUUUGAGACUGCAGUGGAGGUGGAGCCUAACACCCUUAUCCCCACCUUUCACGAAAUGGGAGCAAUAUUCGGACCGAACGCUAUGCUGGGGCAUGAGCAUGGAGAAUAG
Molecule: messenger RNA, 480 nt
Organism: Penicillium verrucosum
Lineage: Eukaryota; Fungi; Ascomycota; Eurotiomycetes; Eurotiales; Aspergillaceae
Exons: 2
Coding region: 1-480 (159 amino acids)
Source: RefSeq, a predicted model, not a curated record